CCGACGGGUGCCGUCAAUGAGGACAACUCUAAACUUGCGUGAAAAUAAUCUUAAAAGCCACACUGAUUUUCUUCAGCGGCGACUUUACGUUAAAUGUGAAGUAGACGUGGGAUUAUUUCUUUAAACAAAAUCCCAUUUACCUACUUUGUCACAGUUACCUAACGUUCGUAUCGUCGCUUUAAUUAAUACAGCUGUCAGAUUCUCAGUGUAGUAGAUGUUAAGCUUUCAGUUAAAACUGAAAAUGAAUCAUUUUUUAAUUACCAAGAAGUGUCAUGUUUCACUAAAGACAGCAUUUGCGUUUGAAGUCUGAGUUAUAGCUACCGAAUAACGAAACCCGAAUAUCUUCUUUAUUGUGGCUUCAGUGUGUAUUUCGGUCCACGUCGCUCCAUCAGUCUUCGUUAAAACCGUUUCUUUUGCCGUUUUUUGAUGUCCUGAGAGAAAAAUGAAGGUUGAGCCUGAGGGACACCGCUUUAUUAUGUCGCUUUUUUUUACAGCGAGGCUGAAGGGAAAUUUAAAGACCUAAAAAUAAAGCGUCGGUUUCUACUCCACAAAGAAUCAUUUGAACUUCCUACCACAGAAGGAGCAGGACAUAAAUAGUUCUGACAUGUGGAUGUAAUUUCAGAAAAAAGGCAGACAGAUGCAGAGAAAUAAAACGCGAGCGGGAGAGAGAGACUGGGAACAGUUUGAAUCGAGCUGCAGAUCUGUGACAAGGAAAAGCCGUGAGAAAAUAUUCAUAAUUUUACAAGCAAACGAUGUAAUGGGAGGGAAGCGGACAGCAGAGAAAUGACUGGCUCUUUGACUGCGCUUUAACAGACGCAAACAUCACAGAAAUCCCAUUCAAGCUGACAGCAAUUUGCGUGAACUUGUCGGGAUGGGAGCCACGCUGAUCGUACACACUUUAGGUUUUCUCUUUUGCGGCACCUUGCUGAGUUUCGUCUAUGGUCUGGUUGACGCUGAUGAUGUCCUCACUAAAGAAGAACAAAUCAAUCUUCUGUUCAACGCAAAACGAAAAUGUGAACGAGCCAUCAAGUCCAAACAUAAAAUCACUGAGGGUUACUGCAUGCCGGAGUGGGAUGGCAUCGUUUGCUGGCCCGAGGGACUUCCUGGAAGGAUGGUGUCCACUGCCUGCCCAGAGUACAUAUAUGACUUCAACCACAAAGGACAUGUGUACCGGCGCUGUGACUUCAAUGGGAGCUGGGAGAUGGCAUCAAAUAACAACAAAACCUGGGCUAAUUACAGCGAGUGCGCCAAAUUCCUCUCCCAUUAUAACCCGGACGAUGAGAGGGAGGUUUUUGACAGACUUUACCUGAUCUAUACCGUGGGCUACUCCAUCUCUCUGGGAUCACUUAUGGUGGCGACAGUCAUCCUAGGAUACUUUCGGCGGCUGCACUGCACCCGAAACUACAUCCACAUGCACCUGUUUGUAUCGUUCAUGCUGAGGGCCGUUAGUAUAUUUGUGAAAGACGUGGUGUUGUACUCUGGUGCUGCUCUGCAGGAAAUGGAGAGCAUCACUGUGGAAGAUCUCAAAUCCAUCACAGAAGCUCCUCCUGCCAACAAAACCAAGUUUAUUGGCUGUAAGAUGGCUGUGACUCUCUUCUUGUACUUCUUGGCGACUAAUUAUUACUGGAUUCUGGUGGAAGGCCUGUACCUGCACAGCCUUAUCUUCAUGACCUUCUUCUCAGACAGGAAGUACCUUUGGGGCUUUACUCUGAUUGGCUGGGGUGUUCCUGCGAUGUUUGUGACCAUCUGGGCUAGCGUGAGAGCCACUCUUGCUGACACCGAGUGCUGGGAUUUAAGCGCAGGAAACCUGAAAUGGAUAGUGCAGAUCCCUAUUCUGACAGCAAUUGUUGUCAAUUUUUUGUUGUUCCUGAAUAUAAUAAGAGUCUUGGCAACGAAACUUAGAGAAACAAACGCAGGAAGAUGUGACACCAGACAACAGUAUAGAAAGCUGUUAAAAUCGACGCUGGUCCUCAUGCCGCUCUUUGGGGUUCACUACAUUGUGUUCAUGGCAAUGCCCUACACAGAAGUGUCUGGGGUGCCGUGGCAAAUCCAGAUGCAUUAUGAAAUGCUCUUUAACUCAUUCCAGGGAUUCUUCGUUGCAAUUAUAUAUUGCUUCUGCAAUGGAGAGGUCCAAGCAGAAAUCAAGAAGUCCUGGAGUCGGAGGACGCUGGCUCUGGACUUCAAGAGAAAAGCCCGGAGUGGCAGUAACACGUACAGCUAUGGACCCAUGGUGUCUCACACCAGUGUCACUAAUGUGACCGCACGGGGCCCUCUGGCCCUGCACCUCACCACCCGCCUGGGGCCCGUCUCCCUCAACGGCCACCGAAACCUCCCGGGAUACGUGAAGAACGGCUCCGUCUCUGAGAACUCCAUCCCGUCCUCGGGUCACGAGCUCCAUACACAAGAGGAAGAACCUUCGAAGAGCUUCCAGGUGGAAAAAACCAUCCCGGUGGUGGAGGAGGAAAGAGAAACGGUCAUGUGACUUCACAAACCUUAAUAAAGACCAAGAAAAAUGUCAAAGGAUUAGAGAGUCCUUUGUUUCUCAGGAUUUCCUCACAAUUAGGGUUGUGAGACCAUCUAAGAUGUACAGUUGGACCGAAUGGACCAGAUCUGAUCCGUGUCUUUUAAAUGAGCCGCAAUGUUCUUACAAGACUGGAAGCUACAACAGGCAGCAGGCCACCUUCACCAGCAGCAGUCGGAGAAUGAGAACAGAUUUGGGCUUCAAAGAUUGUGGUGAACGCAUUGUGCAACAGUGAGUUUGCUUCAGGGUCAAGUCAUAUGAAAUAUAUGGCACUGUGGACCGUGAUUUGUAAAUAAGAGACUCAUAUUUGAAAGAUGUUUUUGAUCAGCACUAAUAUAAUGUUACUUACAGAUGCGACUGCCAGUAGGGACACUCUUUGUAUUAUGAUAGCAGGUCUGUGUUGGUAGAAUGUCAUAUUUAUAUGUCUUUAAGUCUUGAGCGGCUGUGUCUUGUUUAUCCAUGCCAAAUCUUGCCAGACUGUCUUUUUUCUUCAUGAGUGAAUUCCCUCAGAAUCUACAGUACAAGCUUGCAUUAUCGCCAGUGAUGAUGAAGUGAUUGUUGCCAGUGGUGAAACGUCCAAGAAUUUUGUUAUAAGGACCAACACAUACUAUACUAGGCAUUAAAGAAAAAUCCUGUCCAUGUUUUUUAUUUUCAGGAUCGUUUUUGGCUGCCUUAACCAUUUCAGUUUAGCAUAGUUUAUAAUACUGUUUCCAUUUGAUCACUAACACCAUUGUUUCCAUCCAAAGUGGAAAUCAUCACAUUGUCUGAUCAUGCAUGAGCAAUAAUUCUUAUUAACAAGGUGAUAUGAGCCGUCAUUCAUAUCUGAAGCACAGACCGUGCAGGAUGAGUUAUGCAGUUAUGCAGAUCUUUAAAGUGAGGUGUGCAUUCACAUCUUUAACCCUUUAGUAACAGCACUAUUGCAUUAUAAAACACAUUCAACAGGAAUGAUUCAAAUAUUUUCAUACCAAUGUUGUUUUAAUUAAUGCAUUUCAGAAAAUGAUUAUACUGCUUUACAAAAUAUCCUUUGGUAGCAGCCAGUAUACCUUUCCUUUCCUUUAUAGAUGACAUAUUUCAAGUGAAUGAAAUGCGCCUCUCAUUCUGUGUAAAUCAAUGGACAGCAUCAUUAUGCUCUGUACUGUGAGAGUUUUCAGGGAACUGUGAAAUCUCCAUUAAAGGCAUCAUAAGAGCAGUUCACUGAAAACCCCUAUACAUAUACAUUAUCCUCAUUAUCGUAUAAUGAAUGACGGUCAUAUUUUCCACAUCUACUCUCCAUCCUGAAAAGGCUUUUAUUAAACCUGCUCAUGCUUCACUCCACUGCCUCACAUUACAUUCAACCGUUUCAUCAGAAUGUUUCAUGCAUUACUGUAAAUGAGAAGCUGGAAAUCAUUUUUUUAAAGCCAUAAGGAAGAACAAACUGAAGUCAGUAUUGUAGGUUUAGAGGCUCAUCCUCUGUUAUGUGUAAUAUAAUGCUGCUUUUUGUUACUCCAUGUAUAUAUGUCAAUAUUGUGUUUACAGAUUACAUGAAAAUGUCCACACAGUUACGAGCUAAACGUCCUUCUGCAUAUGUUUUAGAAUGUAAUACUGAUAUGGAAAGACAGAAAUGUAAUGCAGGUUAUGAUUUUAUAUGCUAAUAGUUUUUUUUUUUCAUAUUUCAAGCAAUUAGUGUUUGCUAUUCAAUGAAUUCAAACCAUUACUCAACAAAAAAAACUUUAAUAAAAUAUAUACAUUCUGCUUUUCUUUACGUAACAACCAUCUGAACUUGAAUUUGAGGACAGAUUAAGAUGACAACAUGUUUUACCAUUAAAUGUAAUCUAUUAUUUUCAGUCAUAUUAUUUAUAAAAUGGCAUCUAUUUUUGCACUUUUUAUGCCUUUCUACUCAAUAACAUUUGAGACUGUUGGUUUCAGAUAUUAACAGGGAUUGAUUUGAAAAUAACUGCUUGAAUGAUAUUGAGGAUUCAUGACAGAUCGAGAAAUUGACCUUAUUUUACUGCUUUGAAUAUCUCUGCUUUACUCGUGUGCAUAUUUUUAUUGCAUCCCAUCAUUCUUCAUGUCCUCUUUUUGACACAUUGCAACAAAAAAUAUUUUACCCAAAAAAUGUAUAUUCUUUCUGCAAAAAUGUGCAUUUCUGUUGUUGUCGAUGUUGUUUGUCACAUUAAUGCAAACUAACUUUUCUAUGUACACCAAUGUUGUAUAUUUUAGUGGUGAACGUGUAUCAUGUGAAUAAUAAAUGAAAAUG
Molecule: messenger RNA, 4757 nt
Organism: Carassius auratus (goldfish)
Lineage: Eukaryota; Metazoa; Chordata; Actinopteri; Cypriniformes; Cyprinidae
Gene: pth1r
Product: parathyroid hormone 1 receptor
Exons: 13
Coding region: 872-2482 (536 amino acids)
Biological process (GO): cell surface receptor signaling pathway; intracellular calcium ion homeostasis; adenylate cyclase-activating G protein-coupled receptor signaling pathway
Cellular component (GO): plasma membrane
Molecular function (GO): peptide hormone binding; G protein-coupled peptide receptor activity; parathyroid hormone receptor activity
Source: RefSeq, a predicted model, not a curated record